UUUAGUGUCAUAUGAAUGGACGUUGUAACCGCCCAUCAAACUGUUUUGCGCUGUGAUUGGAUUUCAAGGGCUUCACGUUGGCAAGUCCGCAUCUUAUUGGCCAGGCACUAUGGUUCCCUGAGGAGGGAGGCAGGAAGUUUGUCUCAGCUGGAAGGAACGGUGGGGAAGUACGAAGGUAAACAAGCUCUGCUGACCUCUGUUGAUAUAUUUUUUGAAAAUCCAGUGCAGGAGAUGCGAGCAGCGUUGCGCCUGGCAGUAGUGGCAGUCCCGAUGGGUGUGCUACUGUCCCGGACCAUGGCGUGGAUGUCCAGUGGCAAAACCCAUCCAGAGCUCAUCAGCAGGCUCAGGGAACACGGAGUUAUUCGCAGCGACCGAGUGUUUAAUGCCAUGCUGGCUACAGACAGAGGCCUCUACUCUCGAGACUAUCCUUAUGCAGACUCUCCUCAGUCCAUAGGCUACAGAGCAACCAUCAGUGCACCACACAUGCAUGCUCAUGCUUUGGAGCUGUUAAGUGACAAACUAACUGAAGGGGCAUCAGCACUGGAUGUGGGUUCAGGCAGUGGGUAUCUCACUGCCUGCUUUGCAAGGAUGACAGGACCCAGUGGAAGAGUGGUUGGUAUUGAACACAUCGACGAACUGGUUCAAAUGUCUAUAAAAAAUGUGCAAGCUGACGACCCAGAACUGCUCACCUCUGGGCGCAUUAAACUUCUAGUGGGAGAUGGAAGGCUCGGCUGCACAGACGGGGCGCCGUAUGAUGCCAUUCAUGUCGGUGCAGCUGCAGCUACUGUUCCUAAAGCGCUCUUAGAGCAGCUGAAGCCGGGUGGGCGGUUGAUUCUCCCAGUGGGCCCCGAUGGUGGCAGUCAGGUGCUAGAACAGUACGAUCGGCAGAGUGACGGGACAUUUCUCAAGAAAGCCUUGAUGGGAGUGGUGUAUGUCCCCCUGACUGACAAGAGGCGUCAGUGGCCUGGAGGUGAGCUCUGACUGCAGUGUGGUUGCCCCUGCAGGAGGUGGCGUUGGUGCUGCAUCUCCGGGGCCCCGUAGCACUCCUCUUGGUUUCACUGAACUCCAGUCUUAAAGACCACCUGCCCCUCUGGGUUGUCACCUAGCAACAUUCAAUGAGGAUCUUGCGAUCUUGUUUUCCCUGACCAGAUUGUCUUCCACCAGUGAGUGACUGAAUGAGUGACCACCGCUGGACCUUACUCCCAAUCAGUUAGAGAGUGAUGGAGAGAGGGGAUAUUGUGGGUGAUAAAGAAAGGAUGUCUGAGAUUAAAGUCAUUCACAUGAUAUUAAGUCUGUCAAGUUCAGAAAUGAGAAAAAUACAAUUACAGCUUCAGGAGCUACAGUAUGUGCUCUUCUGGAUGCUUGUGGGAAAUUCAGAUGCAUGGUGAAUUUGUGUGUAAUCUUGUGGGAAUAAAGAAUGCAGUAACACAAAGACAAACCCAAGUACAAGCCAAGGAACUUCAAUGAAAAAUCAGCUAAUUAACAAAGUAAUAUAUAUUUUAUGAACUUCUUCUUACUCGCUUCAUAUACUGUACGUGUAGGAUAUGUCCUGUUUGAAAUUGUGCCAAAAUUGAUUAAUUGAGGCACUUUUGUUGAAAAUAUAAAAUAUUGAAUUAUGUGUAUACUUUUAAGAUUUAUUAAUAAAACCCACUAAACGGA
Messenger RNA from Micropterus dolomieu (smallmouth bass), 1659 nucleotides. It is a transcript of the gene pcmtl, whose product is annotated as l-isoaspartyl protein carboxyl methyltransferase, like. The record is from RefSeq and is a predicted model, not a curated record. The transcript has 9 exons. Gene Ontology annotation, biological process: protein modification process. Gene Ontology annotation, cellular component: cytoplasm. NCBI's taxonomy places the organism in Eukaryota, Metazoa, Chordata, Actinopteri, Centrarchiformes, Centrarchidae. The coding region runs from base 16 to 981 and encodes 321 amino acids. Gene Ontology annotation, molecular function: protein-L-isoaspartate (D-aspartate) O-methyltransferase activity.